AGACAAUGUUGUCCAUCUCGGUGGUGGCCCUGGCCUGGUUGGUCUUCUUGCAAACCUUGUCCACAGCUCUGGAUCCGACCCUGGAGGGAACAUGGCAAGUCUGGAAGGCCACUCACAAUAAAGAAUACGCCUUGGACGAAGAAUCUUUUCGAAGAGCCGUGUGGGAGGAGAAUUUGCAAAUGAUCCAAGACCAUAACAGCCAGGCUGACCGGGGAAAACACACCUACAAGCUUGGGAUGAAUCAUUUUGGUGAUUUGACUAAUGAAGAGAUUAACGAGAGGCUGGAUUGCUUGCUUCCUGACAUGGAUCUUGCUACUCUAAAGAACGUAGUCGUGUUCAAAUCCUCAAAAAACCCGCAGAUUCCCACUGGGGUGGACUGGCGAGCCAAAGGUGCGGUGACUGAGGUCAAAGAUCAGGUGAGUGCUGAAUAG
Messenger RNA from Notechis scutatus (mainland tiger snake), 431 nucleotides. The record is from RefSeq and is a predicted model, not a curated record. NCBI's taxonomy places the organism in Eukaryota, Metazoa, Chordata, Lepidosauria, Squamata, Elapidae.